Molecule: messenger RNA, 2326 nt
Organism: Pseudomyrmex gracilis
Lineage: Eukaryota; Metazoa; Arthropoda; Insecta; Hymenoptera; Formicidae
Exons: 4
Coding region: 476-1573 (365 amino acids)
Cellular component (GO): nucleus
Molecular function (GO): protein binding
Source: RefSeq, a predicted model, not a curated record
GUGCCAAAGAGUAGGAUCAUAGAAGUUCUGAAGUGUGGAAUUUUCGUACACACGUAUAGAUGUUUAAUAAUAAUUUCUCAAUCUCUCUUACUCUCCCGAAAUGUUGUAUAUGAGAUCUAUUUGGAAUUGACACAAAUAACUACCACUAUUUAGGGAACGUGUUUUCUUUAUUUUCUUACUGAAAUAGUGUCUUUUACACAUUUUUUAAUUUUGAAAUUUCGCUGGGUUUCCUUUUACCACGCAAAUAUGCACAAGAAUCGAGCGUGUUGUUAAAGUUCACUUUUUUUCUGGAUUAAUUGUGAAAAAAACUACAAAACGAUAUUCGCAUCGUAAGUUUUAACCGUCAAUAUGGCUGCAUCUCUGUCGGAAUUCUUACAAAUCUUACUGGGUUAAGUUUUUUAAAGGAGCUGGAUUCUCGCAGGAGGUUGCUACUAAACAUGCGGUUGUGUUCUCAAACAAUCGUAUCAAACCAGAUAUGUUACCCGAUUUGGACAAACCUAGCCUCAAAGAAAUGGGUAUUACUUUGAUGGGUGACAGGAUUGCGAUUUUAAGAUACGCCAAGAAAGUCAUUGAGGAAACAACAUGCGAAAGAUUUUUGGUUGACUCAGAAGACACACCACUGACAACUCCAAAAGUUUCCGCAAAACCUGUUGUGAAGAAAAUAGUCAAAGAUAUCGGAAAUAAGACAACAAUUUCAACAACAGUUUCCAAGACAGAUCCCAUAAAGAAGGUAGUGAAAUCUGUACCUGCAAAAAAGAUUGUGACUAUAAAGAAGUCAAUUCCUUUACCAAAUGCCGUCAAUACUGUUAACAAAAAGCAGUCCCCUUUGAAACGUAAAUUAGUAUCUGACGAAGAUUAUGAAGACAACGACGAAGAUAACUGGAAUGUCACAGAAAAGAAACUAAAAGCGACAAACAAUAAUGAAGAUAACGGCUUCGAAUAUUCCGUCACCGUUCCAAAGUCAUCCAGCUUGAGAACUCAAGUAAUUAAAAAACAAUCCGAACAAAAACGAACAGUCUUUGAUAGAUUAGGCGACAGUUCUGUCACAAGCACGACCAAUGUGGUUGACUCGACGCCCACUUUCAAUAUUACCGGCCUCAGCAAGGAUAUAUUCAAGAGACCAUCUAAUGUCUUCAAACGUCUUGGUGACAUAGAUGAUAAAAAGGAUCAUGUAACUACGGCGGGUAUACUCAGGAAUGAAUCCGAUACCAUCAGUACGUCGGGUAUAUUGAAAAAUCAGACGACGAGUGCACGCACGUCAAUCAUAACUACCAAGAGAAUAGUACCGAAAAUGACUGGUACUAUGCACGCUGAUCAUGAACUGAGCAAGAAGGCUACAUUAAACAGCACAAGUCGUAUAUUCAAGUUAAAAAAAGAAAUAACAAAUGACAGCAAACCCACCAGUGAAAAAAGCACCAAACCUAUUAUUGUAUCUGGCAAAUUAGCAUCUGAACGACUUGUUUCCAUACCGGCUAAGGCGCGCCUCGGCACUGCCAAACAAGUUACUUUUAACAAAAUAACAACUGUGAAACACGUCAAGAAACCCAAUGUUUUUAGUCGUCUGGGUGUUUAAGCCAGUGUUAUUUAUUAAGCUAGUCUUUUAUAUCCUUUCUGUAUUACUACUUGCAAACGAGUGAUUUGCGAUAAUGAAUUAAAUUGUUUUUUAUACGACGUCCAGAAUUUUCAACAGGUUGGAGUUUUAUGACGGCGGUUAAGUGCCACUGAAUUCAGUACGUACUAAAUAAAAACGACAUACUUGCAUAUCAUGGUCACAUAAAAGUCAGACAGACAAACAAGAGAAAACUGUUCUUCUUUGACGCCUUUCAACUACUCAGUCCUAACUCAAUGGCACAUACAGAGUUCAUCAAUUAAUGCUAACCAAUUUUUUUUUUUUAUUUAUGUGUAUAAAAAAGGGAAUAUCGCCGAGUAAAAUUACUUGCCAAGCUGUUUGCAAUGUAAGAGUGUUGUAAGUGAAAGGAAAUGGAAAAAAGAACCGUGUAUAAUGUAUAUACGUAUAGAAUAUAUUAAAAAGAGAAUUAUGGACACACGAUUUUAAAUAUCAUUUAUUUCGUAAACUACUUCGUAAGAGAGAAACAUUGCAAAUUGUACAUAUGUUUUAUCACUAUUCGAGAGGUUUUACGAAACAAUGUCAUUUUUAAAAAUUUUUUUUGUUUUUUAAAUUAAUAUAAUUCAACGUUUAUAACAAAGAAUAAAUAAUUGCAAUAUUAUACAUGUGUGAUUCUCUUUUAAACGUGAGAUUAAUACGAUACUCUAGAGCUUUAUAUAAAACCAUAUUUUCUUAUAUAUACUAUAACUAUUCUGUAUU